Messenger RNA from Trypanosoma theileri, 1188 nucleotides. Its product is annotated as surface protease GP63. Bases 1 to 1188 code for a protein of 395 amino acids. NCBI's taxonomy places the organism in Eukaryota, Euglenozoa, Kinetoplastea, Trypanosomatida, Trypanosomatidae. The transcript has a single exon. The record is from RefSeq and is a predicted model, not a curated record. Gene Ontology annotation, molecular function: metalloendopeptidase activity. Gene Ontology annotation, cellular component: cytoplasm; membrane. Gene Ontology annotation, biological process: cell adhesion; proteolysis.
AUGGAGAAACACUCCAUGCGUCACCUGCUGUGGACUGCACUGUUCCUGUUGUAUUGCAGCUGCGGGUGUUUGGCUGCUGUUGUCCAGCAGUUACCACAGAAAGGAGAAAGUGCUCUACAGGCAUACACCGUCGCUACUACUGCAGAGUCUGACGAUAAGAACGGUGAGGAAUGGAAGCCCAUCCGCAUUGCUGUGUAUACUAAACUUGUGGAGGAUAUAAUGGAGUACUGCGAACGCAAAAAAAAACAAGAUAACGUUUUUUAUAAUGAUCUGGAAGAAAAGUUUGAACAGUUUGGCGAUCAUUGUGAAGAAGAAAAUGCUAAUGUGAUGACACCGCAGAAGAAGGAUAUUCUUUUUAAGGAGGUCCUUCCCAAAGCCAUCAAACUGCACGCAGAUCGUCUAAGCGUUAAGGUGAAACAGGAGGAAGAGGACCUAAAGAUCACAAAUAUUAUUGACCAAGAUUACUGCGUGGACUUCAAGAUACCCGAAGAACAUAAAACUCAUGGUAUUCCCGAUGUUGAUUUUAUGAUUUACGUGAGUCUUUCAACCAAUUCCAUAGGCCGUUGGAUUUGCAGUAGGGGUGGAGAAAACCGACCGACGUCUGCCCUCAUCAAAUUCGUCCCAGAGUAUAUAGAAGCAACACGACAGUAUAUUCGGUUGACUGCACAUGAGAUUGCGCAUGGACUGGGGUUUGACCAUAAAGUUAUGGAAACACUGGUAAUGAUAGAACCCCGCGAAAAUGAUCUGCUAUCUACAGGAGGGUCAAGCAGUGCAAAAAAAUUCUAUAUGAACUCCUCUGAAACUCUUGAAAUACUCAAGAAACAUUACAACUGUAAAAAGAAUGAAUUAAAGGGUUUCUAUUUGGAAAACGAACCAAAUGAACGUGCACCUCCGCACUGUGAGAGACGUAUUGCGAAGGAUGAGUUGAUGAGUGCAUACAGUGAUACCUUGGGGGUUACUGGCAUGUACUACACUAAACUGACACUUGCAGUAUUUCAUUCCAUGCCCUUCUACAGCGCGAACUUCAACAUGGCAGAGCCGAUGAGCUGGGGAAAGGAUCUAAAUGUGAGUUACUUGAGGGUAAAAAGGAUCCAGCAAAGACUGACUAUUCCACUUUGUUUUGCAAAGAUGAUGACAAGAAUACCCUACAGUGCACUUCUGACCGUUUUGCCCUUGGUAUGUGCUUAA